GCAGACGUAUGAUACCGUCUACUUAUAUUACUGGUGUAACCGUGGCAGUGGAUUACGGUUAUACGUGACUGCGCGUUGUAUCGCUUGACGAGAUUGAACGUUAUUCCGUACAGAAUCGUCGUUAAUAAAAGAACACAAUAGUGAUGGCGAAGCUGGUGAACGUUUGGCGGGACGAUGACCCGGUUGAUUUGACGCGAAGACAAAUGCCGUUGAUUGUCGAUGAGAAUCUCACGAUGAUUAUGGAUAUAAAUGGUUUAGGAGCAAUGAGUGAUAACCCAUUGGUACGUGGUAAACAGCUUGAUGAAUUUACUAAAAAGCUUGAUAUGCUUACCAAGGAUGAAAUUAAAGCAUCGUUUGAAGUAACAUGCAAGGAUAUGCUUGCAAUUUUGGGUCAAGCUGUACCAUGUGUUGGCUGUAGGAGAAGUGUUGAAAGAUUGUUCUAUGACCUCAUGAAAUCAGGGCAUCCAGCUUUAGAUCCUUUAGUAAUUACACCAGAAGGUUUAUUGUCGAUAAACGAUGAUGUUUUGGAGUCACCACAAUUAUUAUGUACAAUGUUACAAGGACACAGCACGAGGUUAAACAGUUUAGUUGAAAGGCAACCUAGAAAUAAAAAAUCACGAAGAUGUGUAUUACACUCGUUAGAAAUUCAACGUAUGAGACCUCUUCCAAGUGCAUGGAGAGAGGUAUGGGAUUGUAUGGAACCACCGUGUCGUCAAGAACUUGCUCUAAUAGAAACUGAUACUCUUGAUGCUACCUUGGAUACAUAUUUACGUAAACAUCGAUUCUGCGGUGAAUGUCGUACAAAAGUAGUACUGGCAUCUUCUUUGUUAACAACAGAGCCUGAACCAGCAAAAGAAACAGGCUAUGUUGCUGCCCUAUAUUCUGGGAUCAAACGUUGCAUACGAGACAGACAUGUACAUUUACCUACUAGCACAGAUUAUAUUAAUACCUUAAUUGGGCGUGCUCAACCAGAACUGAUGGGAAGGGAACGACACGCAAAGACAUUAGAAAUAGCUCAGGAAGAGGUACUUACAUGUUUAGGAAUAUGUGUUGCUGAACGUUUGCAUAGGGUUCAUCGACGAUUAAGGGAAGAAGAAACUGUGUGCAAAGUGUUAGCUGCUGUUGCAGUAGAUGCAUUAUCCAGGAAUUUUCAAAUGGCUGUAGAAGUUAAGCAAGGUAUUUCUCAAUUGGAACUCCUUUAUGAAGAAUUAACGAGAGAAGAAAUAGCAAAGAAACAACGACGAGAAAAGUUACGUUUGAAACGCAAGAAGAAGAAGGAACGCCGUUACGAGACAGAAGAAAAGGAAAAUACAUGUGAUUGUUCAAGCAAAACACAAAGUGGUGACAGUGAAACGCAGUGUGUUUGUGCGGAUUCAAAACCCACAACACAAAAUAUAGACAGACAUAAGUUACAAGUAUUAGAUCCAAAAAAUAAGGGACCACCCACGUGUAAAUGUCCAGACUGCAUAAAGAAAUCAAAAUCUAAUAUAUCACAAUCACAAAGUCAAACUCAGUUAGCAUUCCCCAAAAAAAUAUCAAACUUACAAAAGAAUGGAAUUAAGAAAGUUUCGUCUGAAUCAAAACCAAAGGUUACUACAAAUCAAACGAAAAAAAGUAACGUUUCUAUUAAAAAUCUUUCCGAAGAAGAACUGUCUGAAACUUGCGAGUCGUGUAAGGAUUGUUCGGAGAAAAUUGUAGAUGACCACUGGCAUAGUCUAGAAGACUGUAAGGACCCAAUGGCUAAAGACAUAGUGGAUGCUUGGAUAGGAAAACCAAGCAAAAGAUACAUGUGGAUAGAAAUGAAAAAACGUUUCGGAUUGUCAAUCUCGGAAAGGAAAAGCCGUUCUUCAAGUGAACAAUCGUCGCAAGAUUGUGGUUAUUCUUCGGAACACAAUAUUAGCAGUUCUUCUCUUCCUAGUACACCAGAAGGAUCGGAAGUAGCUUGCAGCGAUGGAUGUUGUAACCACGAAAGAGAUUGUCACGACAUGCAAUCAUCUGAUAAACUUCUUCAUUCCAAUUCUAGCAUCUCAUUACUAAAGGAAAAGGGAGGCGGUCUGACACUUACACAGAUGUUAGAAGAAUCCUAUUUAUCAGAUGACGAAGAAAAAGAGAGUUAUAUUCCGGCGGAGGAAGUAUUGGAAUUUAAAUCGCGAAUGUGUCAAGUUCUUGAGAAACGGCAAGAACUUCGUCAAACACUUAGAAAACGUUUCGCAAUUUUAUGCAGCCAUCACAAGCCCUUUACCAUUCCUAAUUAAAAUUUUUUACUAGGUACAGUUACUUAAUAGGAUACAAUCUUUCUUUCUUUCUUUUUUUUUUUUUACAUUGAUUUACUGCCAGUAGAAACACAUGAAUGCAAUAGAUGUAUUUUGGAUAACUGUUAUCGUUGGAGGACAACCUUCUUGUGUGAAUAAAAUAUCGUUGGAAAUGUACAUCGUAAAAACGUCAUAUAAUAUGGUUUAUCUGCAAGCAGAAAAUUACAUCUAAUAAUCUAGAGGUAUAUACCACGAUACAAUUAUGCUUUGAAUUUUGCAGUUUUCUACGCAGUUAAAUUCAGAAGGAUUAAAAGACAAUUUUGUAGAUGAAAAUGUAACUAUAAAUGAAUGAAAUUUAAAAUUGAAGUCGAUUAACUCUGAGAACUGGUUUCAAGAAAAUAUAAAUUAUCAGAUGUAUGUACAAAUAAAUAUAUCUGUGAAAUUGGGACCCCUCAAACUUCGGAAAGUAGGAAAAGUAGGAAGGAGUCAUGGUCGUACUAGUUAAGACUCGAGCUAAUCAUCCGAAGAUCGUUGGUUUGAGUAUCACUUGCCCGGUCCUUCUUCUUCCUAAGUUUCUACAUAUUAAUGUUCAGAGUUA
Dufourea novaeangliae is the source of this 2850-nucleotide messenger RNA. Its product is annotated as gametogenetin-binding protein 2-like. The transcript has 11 exons. NCBI's taxonomy places the organism in Eukaryota, Metazoa, Arthropoda, Insecta, Hymenoptera, Halictidae. The record is from RefSeq and is a predicted model, not a curated record. The coding region runs from base 144 to 2255 and encodes 703 amino acids. Gene Ontology annotation, cellular component: cytoplasm; nucleus.